Messenger RNA from Rhea pennata, 3594 nucleotides. It is a transcript of the gene IFT25, whose product is annotated as intraflagellar transport 25. The coding region runs from base 158 to 583 and encodes 141 amino acids. NCBI's taxonomy places the organism in Eukaryota, Metazoa, Chordata, Aves, Rheiformes, Rheidae. The record is from RefSeq and is a predicted model, not a curated record. Gene Ontology annotation, cellular component: intraciliary transport particle B; cilium; centrosome. The transcript is spliced from 6 exons. Gene Ontology annotation, biological process: intraciliary transport.
GAGCCCUUCGCGCCCCGCCGGAACGACGGUCGGCGCGCGGCGGAACGGGGCGCGCGGGCGCGCGGCGCGGGGGGACCCGUGCGCGGGUUGCUCCGGCGGCGCGGUUGCUAGGCAACGCCGCCGCCGCCGCCUCCUCCUCCUCCUCCUCGCCGCAGCGAUGAAGGCCGCCGACUGGUGUCUGAGCUCCGCCGGGGCUGCCGUCGUGCUGGCCACCUCCAGCGACGAGCAGUACCCCGCCGAGAACAUGGCGGACGGGAGGUCAGAAACCUUUUGGACAACGACAGGAAUGUUCCCCCAAGAAUUCAUUAUUGGUUUUCCUACACGUGUAAAAAUCAGCAAAGUCGCGAUUCAGUGUUAUUUAGUGCGGACUUUAAGGAUUGAAAGAAGUGUAUCUAAAGAGCCAGUAGAUUUUGAACAGUGUAUUGAAAAAGAUUUGCAAUACACAGAAGGAGAGCUUCAAACAGAAGAAUUUCUAUUUCCUGAUUUCCAAGCCACUUACUUGCGUUUCAUCAUCAAAUCUGCUUUUGAUCAUUUUGUAUCAGUGCACAGGGUGAUGGCAGAGGGCACAGCAGAGAACAUUUAAGUCCAGAUGACCUUCCCUCCUUGAAGUAGAUAUAAUCUUUCUGGUAAUGCAGCGUAUUUUGAACUGCUCAGAUUUUCCAUUGUGUCUAAAACCACUGGACAUAAAGGAUUCUUUUCCUGAAGAAAUUGAGCAGCAGUUCUUCGAUCUUCAAGGCUUCUGUGAUUUUUAAUAACAACAUUGUUUUUAAAAGCCCAUCCAUCUAAAACAAAUGAAAAGGAUUUAGCAAGGAAUAUUUCCAUUCUUAAACUCCAUUUUUGAGUAGGUGUUUAUAUAUAUAUAUAUAUAUAUAUAUAUAUAUAUCACAUCCGAAAAUAGUGUUUAAAGAAUACUAGAGUGUAUUCCUAUCACCAAAACUUGCCAUGAAAUCAAAGUUCUCCCUCAGAGUAUGAGAGCAAAACAGCUUUUCAAAGAAAAGAUUUCAUUUUUUUCCUAAUUUGGGCAAACUGUAUUUUCCCACUUGUCCUGAAUUGAGAAAUAGAUGAUAUGUUUUAGCUGGUGUUUCCCCACAUAAAUCGAGCUUAAAGAGAUACCAGAUGUGGGAAAUGCACCACAUCUGGAUGAAGUUUAUCAAAAUUAUUGGCAUAGAGAAGUGGAUUUUAAAAUGCUAAGUAGUACUAUUAGCUGAUACCCAUUCAGUUAGCACAGUUUCAACAAUAGAACUGUUUGUUCUGCUUGAUUCUACUCCUUAAGCCUAUAAAAACAAAUCUCAGAUCUGUGAGAACCAAAACAUUUGGGAAAUGGUCCAUCUCCGGUUUUCAAAAAUCUAGAAGUACGUGUUUGCAUACAACUAUUCCUAAUAAAAGAGAAACUAGUGGAAGUUUUUGAUAAAUGACUUAGUUUCUAGCUAUUGCUGAACUACCAAAGCAGCCCUAAUUGUAAGAGUACUUGAAAACUGUAAAUGGCACAUUUUACAAAAGUGCCUUAAUUUUCAGAUAAAAAUAUGUGCCAAUGCAUUUUCUAAAAUCCAAUAUAGUUAAAAGACUGUAUACAGUUUGUUGCACCGAAUCUUUCAAACUCAAGUCUGCAUCUGUCCUUGAGCCAUACUAAAAUUAUUUUUACUAAUUAUACAGUUUUUUGAACACUUAAUAUAUGCUGUUAUCAUAAACUUAAGUUCUAUGAAAUAUUUACGCUUUAUUUUUUUCCCCCAACAGCAGUUGCUAAGACUGGGAGGCAAUUUUGUAAAGAUUUAACUAUGUGCGUUGCUUUACUUCACACAGAUGAGUGUCUUCAGCAGGAGUCCCUUAUUGUAAAAUCGGAUGUGUAAGUAAAAAAUCUUUGCAGAAUGAGGGACUUGCAUUGUUUCCUAAAUUUGUCAUUGCCACUUUUGAUUUUGGCAAGACUCCUUUUGUCUGCAGUUCCUUCCCUCGCUGAUUCUUUUAUUAUUAUUAUUAUUAUUAUUAUUAUUGAAGGGAAUGAUGUACAUAUAAAACUGAUAGGCAUUAAAAUUGAUAUUUAUACUGUACCUACUGCAUGAGCUUCUUCAAUGUAGAUGAUAAGGAAAUCUGCUAUAGAGCUGAAAUCUUUGAUGAGGUUGUUGAACUCAUCAAAUUUUAACAUAAAUGAAGGUCAAGUGCAGCUUCCAAAAUUCAAGAUUAGUGGUCGAUUAUCUGGAGGAAAAAAAAAAGGGAUACUGAAUGUAUAGUUAAAUCUGUGGUGGUAGGAAGGACUGCAUUAAAACACAGAACUGAGCCUCUGCCACAGAUUUCUUAGGGGAGAAUGGGUAAAUCACUUAUCUCAACUUUCUAGGAAGAAAGUUAGGGAUAUUCUAAUUCUCAAGAUAGCAAAACAGGUGUAUCACCACAUUUCUAUGCAAAAGAAGUGUAAAGAUGCUUUCUUUUCCCUAGUUUGGUUCUGACCUGUUCAGGAUCCAGUCCUGUAGCGAGUUUAACAAAGGAGAACUCUUUCCUGUGUAAAGAGAAUUAAAGGCAGAAGGCUCCAUACAGGCAUACAACUUCUCAAUUCCUUAUUGCAAGAUUCAAUUCUGAAGUUAGCAAAAUUUAGGGAUAGGAAACUGUUCUAAUGUGGAUAUACACAUUAGAUAUACAGCAUGUAGCACAUCACAACCUUCCUCCUCCCUGAGAUCCUUAAGACAAAGGAGCUUUAAAAAUGAUUUUUUUUAAGGGUAGUGUUUGGAAGAGCUGGGCAUCUAAGCACAGGUUCUCAAUUCCGCUUAAUCUAUUGGAUGUAUCUUGAUUUUCAGAAGUGUCAGGUUUAGCUGAUGUUCUAGCUGUAUUGAGUGGAAGCUGCAAACCUUUCAGUCAUGCGUCACAGGCUUCCACAUUUUCGAUGUAUCUUUGCAAUUUCCUUCCCAAACAGAACUUCUGUUAAAUAUUUAUUAAGCUAAUGUUUCACAAGCCACUGACAAAAAUAUUUAUGCAUUUGCUUACAGAUUAACACAACAAAUGCCCACAUGUGUUAGCUACAAGCUUCUGUUUGAAGUAUUGCAAGGCCUUCUUAAGUGAUUCUGAAGAAGUUCUCUUAAGAAAUUCUUAAGAGAAUUUCUAAGCACCUCUUUUAGUCUACGAUCAUGUAAAAUUACCUGAAGUUUAUUCAAGAUCUUCCUUCUGUCUGGGCUUAGCUUCAAAAACCAGUGCUACAGUUCCACAUCGUUAGAAUCUAAUACAGGUAGUACCUUCUUGUGAAAUAUUUUUUUCCAAAUAUGCAACUUGAUUUUAUAGAUAUAAAUAGAUAUAUAUGCAUAAAUAUAUUUUAAAUAAAGUAUUUUAAAUUGGAAGAGUAGAGCUAGAGAAGGCUUUAAUCACUCGCAUGGGGAUGAGAGACUGUCGUUUAAUGAUUAAUUCUGCAUUCUACAGAGAUCUCAGUGGGGAGAAUGGGCAAAGUGCAGUGCAGCUUCUGCUCUGUUUCUUAUUCUACAUUUAAUCUGUAAAUACAUUGGGUGUUUUCUGGGCAUUGGGUGUUUCUAGUUUAGCGUAAGGAGGCAGUGUGGGGACUUACUAUAUGUACACAGAAUGAUAGCCAGUGUUCGUGAAACACUGUGGGUGGGUCUGAUU